Molecule: messenger RNA, 2571 nt
Organism: Cyphellophora attinorum
Lineage: Eukaryota; Fungi; Ascomycota; Eurotiomycetes; Chaetothyriales; Cyphellophoraceae
Exons: 2
Coding region: 1-2571 (856 amino acids)
Molecular function (GO): triacylglycerol lipase activity
Source: RefSeq, a predicted model, not a curated record
AUGACCACUUACAGUCAGCCCACCUCGCUUCCACCACUGGAUACAGACCACCGACGUCUGCUUAGUUCGAUCGAAUCAAAUGACUCGCCUCUCACAGACCAGGAAAGCUCAGACGAGGCAAUUCCGGACCCGGCUCAGGAAGAUGUCAUCGGCGUUAGCAUCUCUGGUGCUCAGUCGCUAUUGAAGUCACCUCAAACCCCAGCAAUCGAAAAGCAACGUGUACUCGAACGGAGCCUAGACUACUUUGACCAGCAAACGAAGCCGGACACAAUCCCAGAGGCCGCGGACAACGACGACUCGUCUCCUAAUCACUCACCUGUGGUAUCGCCAUGGCAAGCCCACCCAUCCGCCGACCAAAAGUCAUCCAUAUCCGGCGCUUUCAACGAUGCAAGGAAUUCAACCAAACGACGUUCGCGGUCAAGUUCAAACAUGUUCGGGAGCCUGAUCAAGAUGCUGCCAGAUCUGCCGUCUCUUCCCAACCUGAAAUCAAUCACGAAUGUAGGUGGCACCGAUAUGGCGACGAGGCAAUCCUCCAACGAGAGUUCAAAGACAUCUGCCUCGAGUGGCGACGGAGGUGGGAGGGCGAUCGAGACACUUCCCACACGAUCGAAGCCAUUCUACUCGUACAUUGGUGGUGUAGACGGCCCAGCCGACAAACAGCCAGGUCCCAUACCUCAGUCUGACGGGGUCAGAGACAUGUUCAAUGCAGCGAUCAGGAGGACUGAUAGUUCACGGACAACUCGUUCCAAGCGGCACAGCGAUCCUGCAGUAGCUCCUUCAGCGACACUCGCCCACGAGUCCUCCCAUGGUCUAGAUGGCAGCGCUGCAUCAAUGCUUGAGCCCAACUCUCCUGGCACCACCGCCCAGAUGAGACGGAACUCAGAGAGCUCGCUGUAUCUGAGCCGCCGAGUGACAUCAGCAUCCACGUACGACGACACGAGUCUUUUUGCCAAUGUGACUGAUAUGGCCAACUCACGGUUCAAGGCAAUCACAGACAGCUUACAGAACUCGACGAUCCGCUUCCCUCGUUUCAUGAAUGCUUUGCAAACGGCCAAUCAGAGCAAAAAUGUCUCGACAGAGACAACUAGAAACACCGUGAUCAAUGCUCGGUCCUCGAAGAAUGAGCACAUCCAUCAGUACACGAGUAUACACGACAUCAAAAAAUCAAAGAAAUUGAUCGAGCUGGAGACCAAUCCCCACCGAGCGCAUCCUUUGUUCUUUGAAGCCCUCGACGAGCUAGAAGGCGAUCUUGUCAUCAUGGGAGGCUAUCGAGGCUCUAUAUUGCGAGAUGCCAAGUCGCACCGUCAAUUGUGGGCACCUGUCAAAGUCGGCUUAGGCUUGCGGAACGUAGAUCUCGAGGUCGGUCUCUACAGAGAAGACGAAGAAAAGGCUCACGAAAAAAUCAUUGCGUCCGGCAUUCUUGCCAACAUUGGCCCAAUAGACAUCUGUCGCCGGCUCCUAAAGCAUUCUCGGAAAUGCUCCAACGCGAAGGCAGGGAAGCUGAGAACACAUGACUGGGGUUACGACUGGAGACUGAGCCCGGACUUGCUGGCUGGCAGACUCAUAACCUUUCUAGAAGGCCUCGAAUGCAACCAGCCGCACACGCCGCCAGAGAAACGGGGUGCAUGGAUGAUUGCGCACAGUCUCGGUGGCUUGAUCACCAGAUAUGUUGUGAAUCAACGUCCAGAGCUCUUCGCGGGAGUGCUCUACGCUGGCACACCAAUGAAUUGUGUCAACAUCCUUGGUCCACUCCGUAACGGCGACAACGUCUUGUUGAGCUCAAAGGUGCUGACUGCUCAGGUCAAUUUCACCAUUCGAACAAGCUUUGCACUGCUCCCGGAAGACGGAAGAUGUUUCAUACAGAAGGACACGAACGAGCGUUACGACUUGGACUUCUUCGAUCCAUGGACUUGGCACGAGUGGCGUCUCUCGCCAUGCAUAAAUCCCGCUCAAACACCUCCUGCCAUUCUGAGGCAGCGAGAGCGCAGCAAGAGUCUCGUGUCGAUGAUGACACAAAGUGUCACAAGUCUGCCGAGACCUAACCUGUUCGGUGGAAAUUCUGACGCAUCUCGGGAGGGUUCGCACACGAGCAGGUCGAUAGCGAGCUCUGGAUCUUCCAGCACAAAAGUUCCGUCCUCUACGGCGCGAUCAGCAGCAAGCAGUACAGCGCAAUAUGCAGAGCAUCUGGUCGCAGAUCCCCUCGGCGAAGCAACUGUUGAGCCAACGAUGCAUUCAUCUUCAAGCAAGACCUCUGUGGCAACGGCUUGCACGCUCGAUCCUGACGAAACUGUACCGACUGUGUAUGGCGCCCGUGUCGCUUCGAAGGAGGCGAUCAAGUAUACUACCUGCUUUGACGACCUCGCCUUCGCCGCAGGUGAUGGGGUCGUACUAGCCAGCGCUGCACAGCUUCCAGAAGGUUACCGGGUGGUGAGGGGCGGAAGGAUCGAAAGUGACCGUGGCCAUGUCGGCCUCAUGGGUGACCUCGAGGGCGUCGGUCGGGCCCUCAAAGCACUUAUUGAAGGCAGAAAGAGGGGAAUUGGCGCAGGCAGCUCCGAGAACCUGAAGGCAUAG